This is a messenger RNA of Aspergillus homomorphus CBS 101889, 1148 nucleotides long. Its product is annotated as blue light-inducible protein Bli-3. The transcript has 3 exons. NCBI's taxonomy places the organism in Eukaryota, Fungi, Ascomycota, Eurotiomycetes, Eurotiales, Aspergillaceae. The coding region runs from base 329 to 961 and encodes 210 amino acids. The record is from RefSeq and is a predicted model, not a curated record.
CCGACGGCAACCCGAACUCCAAUUCUGAUCACGCAAUGAUAGUGUAUUCCCGAAUUCGUCUUGCAUCGGUCGAUCAUUUAGAAAGUUGACAUCAACCCAACGCUAGCGCGAUCGAGAACCCCAUUUAGAAUCAACUGGCAAUAAUGCAAGCAAUGACACUCCUUGACGUCACAUCUACGCCAGACUUGGCAAUCAUAUCUGAUAAAUACAUCACCUCGCCCUGGCUCUAUACACAUUCUUGAACUAUCUGAAAGUAUUGCAAUAUUGAACCACUCAAUUGACACCAAUAUACUCUCGAACAACCUACAACACAAUUAUUACCACCAUCAUGUCGAGCACCAUCAACACCUCCGCCGGCAACAAGCCCCUCGACCCCUACACAGCCAAGUCCCACGAGGACCCUCCCCUCCCCCAAAAGGUCGAGGACCUCGUCACUUUCAUCUCCGAAUCGAAAUUCGGCAUGCUCACCACCAAGUCCUCCGACGAUGAGCUCCUCACCUCCCGCUGCAUGGCGCUGGCCGGAAAGGAACACGGCGGCAUCGACCUGAUCUUCCACACCAAUCUCUUCUCCCACAAGACCAUGGACCUGACCGCCCACCCCAAGGAGGUCAACAUGUCCUUCCUCGACCAGCUCAGCGGCUCGUGGGCCUCCAUUUCCGGCACCGCCUCCAUCAUCUCCGACCGUGAGACUGUCAAGAAGUACUACUCGCCCGCACUGCAGGCCUGGCUGGGUGACCUCGGUGACGGCGUGCAUGACGGCGGUUCCGAGGAUCCCCGCAUCGGCGUCAUCAAGCUCGAGGCGGUGACGGCACACUAUGCGCUGGCUAGCAAGGGGAUGCUCUCUCGCGCUGUCGAGACCGUUAAGAGUGUGGCGACCGGUAACGUCCCGGCUAUCAACAGUAUCCGGGAGUUGACGAGGGAAGAGCUUGCGGAGUGGCGUCGUACGCACGCAAACGAGUAGAGUUAACAGUUUGCACUUGUUCCUCGCUCCGCUACGCCACCCCAGAAGUGGGCGGCCGGCGUGGACUAUGAUUUCAUGACCUGAUGACAUAUGUGCUCGAUAGCAUGUCACUAGUAUUAUAUUUGUAUUAAUUUGCAAACCAAAGACUUUCUAAAAAUGCAAUCCCAGAUAUCGUCCGUCAAGCAAA